This is a messenger RNA of Elephantulus edwardii (Cape elephant shrew), 4344 nucleotides long. It is a transcript of the gene SCAF11, whose product is annotated as SR-related CTD-associated factor 11. Gene Ontology annotation, molecular function: RNA binding. Gene Ontology annotation, biological process: spliceosomal complex assembly. The transcript has 14 exons. Lineage: Eukaryota; Metazoa; Chordata; Mammalia; Macroscelidea; Macroscelididae. The record is from RefSeq and is a predicted model, not a curated record. Bases 1 to 4344 code for a protein of 1447 amino acids.
AUGAAGGAGAAAACUGUAUAUACCUUAAAUGUGGAUGAUGAAAAGUAUGAAGAUAUGGAAGGCGAAGGAAACAGAGAUAAUACUACCACUCUUCUGUUAUACAAUGAAGCUGACAGAUGUCCAAUAUGUCUUAAUUGCCUAUUAGAGAAGGAAGUUGGCUUUCCAGAAAAUUGUAAUCAUGUCUUCUGCAUGACCUGUAUUCUUAAAUGGGCAGAGACAUUGGCAUCAUGUCCCAUUGAUCGAAAACCUUUUCGGGCAGUUUUUAAAUUUAGUGCAUUGGGAGGUUGUAUUAAGGUUCAAGUAAAAAGACAGUCAAGAAAAAUAAAAGACAAAAAUGAAAGCUCUUUCAAACAGAUCUCCUGUCUGGACAAUUCUAAAAGCUAUAUAAGAAAACAUGCUUUCAUAAAAGAGGGUUUAUUAAGUGAACAGUUUUAUCACUUGAAGAUGAUACAUAGAAACUCUUUGUACAGUGAAACAGGAGAAAAGAAAAAUGAAAAAAGAAAUAAGCCUCGAAGUUCAAACUCUACAAAUCAGUGCUUCAGAAAUUUUUUCUUCAAUGUAUUUUCUUCUGGUAGUCACACUGGGGAAUUUUCUUAUACUCAUAAAGCAUACUGUACAGAAUUUAUAGAAGUCGGUGAAAUCACUACAGUGAUUAGGCAGAAAAGACAGGAACUGGAAUUGUCUUGGUUUCGUGAUACACUGCCUGGAAUUGGAAGAAAUGGUCUUAUACCCUGUGAUGUUGAAACUGAAGUCUUUCCUGUCUUCUCUUCCGUGUUGCCACAAACUAUUUUUCCGACAAGUACCGACAUAUCUUUAGAAAAUUUUGGUACUUAUUGGAAGGAAUAUGCAUUAACACAUACGCAAGAAGGAGAAGAGAAGAAGCAAACUUCUGGCACAUCAAAUACCAGAGGAUCAAGACGAAAACCUGCAACAACAACUCCUACAAGGAGAUCUACACGUAACACAAGAGCUGAAACAAUCAGUCAGUCUCAGAAUUCUCCACUGUCAAAUAAUUCUGGAUGUGAUGCUCCAGAUAACAAUAAUCCAUCUGUACAUGUUUCUUCUCCACCUGAGUCAGAAAAGCAAACUAGACAGGCUCCAAAACGGAAAUCUGUGAGAAGAGGGAGAAAACCACCUUUACUGAAAAAGAAAUUACGGAGCGCCAUACCUCCCCCUGAAAAAUCAUCUUCUGGUGAUUCAGUAGAUGAAGAAACAGCAGAGUCUGACACACCAGCUGUGUUAGAGAAAGAGCAUCCAUCAAACUUAGAAAGUAGUAACACUUGUAUUGUGCAGACCGAUGCAGAAAACCAGACCACGAAUGGCCUGAGAAGUGACACUGAGCAUAGAGUAGAUGGAAGUGAGACACAGAAUGAGAACCAUGAGGCGGAGGAACCAGUGAAGUCUUUGCAUCUUGAAUCUUCUACCCAAGAUCUUCCUGUGCGUGUUGAAGAGAAGGAAGAAAUUAAAAAAGUGGUGAAUACAAGUAUAGAGGCUGUUUUGUGUGUAGAAAGUGACGUUUCUAAAAAUAUUUCUGAAGAAGGAACUCAGUUUUUAGAAAACCAAGACCAAAUAUCUGGACAAUUAGAAUCAGAAAUAAAGACAGAUCCAUGCACUGAUCUUCCUCCAAAUGAUUUUCUUAAAUGUUCAGUACCUGAAAUUGAAGUACAACAAUCUAGUCCUAUUUGUGAGUUGCCUGAGAAUAUAGAGUCAACAAGUCAUGAAGAAAAAAAUACAGAGAGUCCCAUAGUAGAAAUUAGUGAUCAUAAAGAUUCUACAGUAAAAACAGAACCACUUGUAGAGAGUACCAAGUUAAACUCUUCUGAGAGUGAAAAUACACAAACAUUAGACAACAAUGAGAGUUCACACCUUCAAUUGCUUCAGCUUAUUGAAACUGAAGAUACAGAAAUAAUUGCUCAAUGUAAUAGUUCAGGAAAUGAAAAUUUCAGUAAUACUCAAGACUCUGAAAAUAAUGUAUUACAGAAUGAUCUUGACAGUACAAAAUUAGACAAAUGUUUAGAAGAAAAAACUGGAUCGCCAGGUAAAUAUCUACCAACUACAGAUUUGCCUAACACACAAACUGAAGAGACACAGAAGCAUUCUAGUGAGGACAGUAAUGAUACGGUCCCCAUGGAAUGUGAAUCACUUUGUAGUAACCAGAAUGAAACUGAAAUUAUACCAUCUGUAAAUGCUGAUUCAAAGCAAUUGAAUGAAAAUUCUUUGGCGCAUAGUUCUGAAAAUAAUAUGCUGUCAUCAGACCCUACAAAUGAAAAAGUUGAAACUGUAUGUCAGUCAUCUGAGAGUCCAAAAGAUACAGUAGAUAAAGUAAAAAGGCCUCGUACUCGGAGGUCGAGAUUUCAUUCCCCUUCUACUACUUGGUCCCCCAACAAAGACACUGUUCGAGAAAAGAAACGCUCUCAGUCUCCAUCUCCUAAAAAAGAAACUGGAAAAGAGAGCAGGAGGUCUCAGUCACCCUCUCCCAAGAAGGAAUUUGAAAGAGGACGCAGGAAAUCUCGUUCUCAGUCACCCAAAAAGGAUAUCACAAGAGAAAAGAAGAAAUCUCCAUCUCCAAAAAGAGAUAGCACAAAGGAAGUAAAAAAAUCUGAAUCACUAUCUCCAAGAAGAGACACUUCUAGAGAGAACAAAAGUUCUCAGUCAAGAGUAAAAGAUUCCUCUCCACGAGAAAAAGCCAGGUCCCAAAGCAGAGAAAGUGAUAGAGACGGACAAAGGAGAGAUCGAGAUAGAGAAAGGAGAACCAGAAAAUGGUCUAGAUCUAGAUCUCGUUCUAGAUCACCAGCCAGAUCUAGAACAAAAAGCAAGAGCACAACAUUUGGACGAAGUGAUAAUUACUCUCCUCGAUGGAAGGAAAGAUGGACAAAUGAUGGUUGGAGAUGUCCUAGAGGAAAUGAUCGGUACAGAAAGAGUGACCUAGAGAAACAAAAUGAAAAUACAAGAAAAGAGAAAAAUAACAUCUCAGAUGCUGAUGAUCCAAGUGCUGACAAACACAGAAAUGACUGUCCCACUUGGGUAACAGAAAAAAUAAAUUCAGGGCUUGAUCCAAGGACCAGAAAUCCAGAAAAAUUAAAAGACGCUCCCUGGGAAGAAAAUAGAAAUGAAAAUUUUUCAGGGAAUUCUUGGAAUAAAAACUUUGGUUCGGGUUGGAUGUCUAAUCGUGGUAGAGGUAACCGUGGCAGAGGCUCUUACAGAGGUGGCUUUUCUUACACAGAUCAGAAUGAAAAUCGGUGGCAAAACCGAAAACCCCUUUCAGGGAAUUCGAAUAGUUCAGGGAAUGAAUCCUUCAAGUUUGUGGAGCAGCAACCCAAUAAGCGGAAAAAUGAGCAAGAAUUCUCAUUUGAUACACCAGCAGAUAGGUCUGGGUGGACUUCUGCAUCUAGUUGGGCUGUGAGAAAGACUCUCCCAGCAGAUGUACAGAACUAUUAUUCACGAAGAGGGAGGAAUUCUUCAGGCUCACAGUCUGGAUGGAUGAGACAAGAAGAGGAAACAACUGAACAGGAUUCUAACCUAAAAGACCAAACAAAUCAGCAAGGUGAUAGUUCUCAGCUACCUAUGAAUAUGAUGCAACCACAAGUGAAUGUAAUGCAGCAACAAAUGAAUGCACACCACCAGGCUAUGAAUAUCUUCCCAUAUCCAAUGGGUGUUCAUCCUCCUAUGAUGAACAUACAGCGCAAUCCAUAUAACAUUCAUCCUCAGCUCCCCUUGCAUCUCCAUCCAGGGGUACCUAUCAUGCAGGUAGCUGCACCUCCCACUGUGUCUCAGGGACUACCUCCACCACCACCUCCUCCCCCACCAUCCCAGCAAAUCAACUACAUUACUUCACAGCCAGAUGGAAAACAAUUGCAGGGUAUUCCCAGUGCUUCUCAUGUAAGUAAUAACGUGAGUACACCAGUCUUUCCUGCUCCAACAGCAGCCCCAGGAAAUGUGGGGACAGUUCAGGGACCAAGCUCUGGUAAUACUUCGUCAUCAAGUCACAGCAAAGCUUCUAAUGCUGCUGUAAAAUUGGCAGAAAGCAAAGUAAGUGUUACAGUGGAAGCCAGCGCAGAUAGCUCGAAGACAGACAAGAAAUUACAGAUUCAAGAAAAAGCAGCCCAGGAAGUAAAAUUGGCCAUUAAACCAUUUUACCAAAAUAAAGACAUCACCAAGGAGGAAUAUAAAGAGAUUGUACGGAAAGCAGUAGAUAAAGUUUGUCAUAGUAAGAGUGGAGAAGUAAAUUCUACUAAAGUGGCAAAUCUCGUUAAAGCCUAUGUAGAUAAAUACAAAUAUUCUCGGAAAGGAAGCCAGAAGAAAAGCCUGGAAGAGCCCUUAUCUACUGAAAAAAACAUAGGCUAA